Carassius carassius (crucian carp) is the source of this 709-nucleotide messenger RNA. RefSeq names its product fucolectin-5-like. The transcript is spliced from 4 exons. The record is from RefSeq and is a predicted model, not a curated record. NCBI's taxonomy places the organism in Eukaryota, Metazoa, Chordata, Actinopteri, Cypriniformes, Cyprinidae. The coding region runs from base 1 to 513 and encodes 170 amino acids.
AUGGAAGAAAUCUGGGAAAUUGUGGAGGACAUUUUGACACUCGUGCAGCAAGUUGACGACAGUUCAUACGAGAAUUUGGCAUUAAAAGGAACAGCUGUACAGUCAUCCACAUAUUCCACUUGGGGAGCUGCAAAUGCCAUCGACGGCAUCAGAUACGCUCCAGGUUUAGCCUCAAGCUGCUCCCACACAGAUAACGAUCUCAACCCGUGGUGGAGGCUGGACCUGCUGGAUUCUUACUACAUUUACAACGUGUCCAUCACCAACAGAAAGGACUGCUGUUCGGAGCGCAUGACUGGAGUUGAGAUCCGCAUCGGAAACUCUCUGGAAAACAACGGCAAUAACAAUCCAAGAUGUGGUGUCACUUCAUCUGUCCCAGCCGGCAGUUCUGUCAGUUUCUCUUGCGGUGGAAUGGAAGGUCGUUAUGUGAACAUGUACAUUCCUAACAUCCAGGAGUAUCUCACACUGUGUGAGGUGGAGGUUUAUGGAACAGACUCUUGUGAAGACUUCAUAUGACCCAGCACCUGUGAGUAGAUGAUGGCUACCCUGCAAGGACUCCAGAUACAAAAUUAUGACAUUUUCAUUGGUUUAAAAUGAACACAAAGUUUGCAAUGUGAAUGCAUAUCUGGUAUUUGUAAAUACUAUAAUUUGAAUUAGAUUUCAACUGUUCUGAUACAAGGUCAUAUAAAGACUAUUCUGAUUUUGUAACAGA